Molecule: messenger RNA, 1139 nt
Organism: Brassica rapa (field mustard)
Lineage: Eukaryota; Viridiplantae; Streptophyta; Magnoliopsida; Brassicales; Brassicaceae
Product: putative vesicle-associated membrane protein 726
Biological process (GO): vesicle-mediated transport
Cellular component (GO): membrane
Source: RefSeq, a predicted model, not a curated record
AUGGGACAACAGAAUUUGAUCUACAGCUUCGUCGCUCGUGGGACGGUGAUUCUCGCCGAGUAUACUGAGUUUAAAGGGAACUUUACUUCCGUCGCUGCACAAUGCCUCCAGAAGCUUCCUUCUUCCAACAACAAGUUUACCUACAAUUGCGACGGUCACACCUUCAAUUACCUCGUCGAAAAUGGCUUCACGUAUUGUGUUGUUGCUGUUGAAUCUGCUGGGAGGCAGAUUACAAUGGCUUUCUUGGAGCGUGUUAAAGAAGAUUUCAACAAGAGAUACGGUGGUGGAAAGGCUACCACUGCCAAACCCAACAGUUUGAACAAAGAGUUUGGGUCUAAACUGAAGGGGCACAUGCAGUACUGUGUGGAUCAUCCUGAGGAGAUUAACAAACUUUCUAAGGUCAAGGCUCAAGUGACCGAGGUGAAGGGUGUUAUGAUGGAGAACAUUGAGAAGGUCCUUGACCGUGGUGAGAAAAUUGAACUUUUAGUAGACAAAACAGAGAACCUUCGUUCACAGGCACAAGACUUCAGAACACAAGGAACGAAAAUAAGAAGAAAGAUGUGGUGGGAGAACAUGAAGAUCAAGCUCAUAGUCCUAGGUAUCAUCAUUGCCUUGAUUUUGAUCAUUAUUCUCUCGGUUUGUCAUGGGUUCAAGUGUACCUAAAUCUUGAAACAAUAAGAAGAUAUUAUCCUAUGAGAGAUUAUCAGCACCAUAUUGCUCUACUAGGCUAAUGGAAACUCCUCACCGUGUACGCCCCUUCUUUUUCUUCCUAUUUUCCUGGUUUCUUUUUCUUUUCUUCUUUAAUUUUGUUAGGGGAAAGUUAUACGAUAACUCAGUACUGAGAGAUGAUCCUUUAGGGUAUGAAUGUUUGUUAAGAGAUGUACACUGUUGUGGUCGUGGUGAUGACAUGUUUUUUUUUUUUUGUAAUCUCAAAGUUCAAUGUUAGGUUUCCGAUGUUUCCCUACUAUAUCCUAAUUUUUUCCUCAAGGAAAAAAAUAAUAAUAUUAGAUUAGGACUUUGUGGUGAUGGUCCUUGCUUCAGCCAUUUUUCUCAUUAUAAACAAAAACACAGAGAUACAUAUGAAUAUGACUAUAUAAAAUUCACCACACUUAAAUGAUAGAAGAAGAAAUUAAACAAAA